Babesia bovis T2Bo is the source of this 691-nucleotide messenger RNA. RefSeq names its product putative integral membrane protein. The coding region runs from base 168 to 647 and encodes 159 amino acids. The transcript has a single exon. NCBI's taxonomy places the organism in Eukaryota, Apicomplexa, Aconoidasida, Piroplasmida, Babesiidae. The record is from RefSeq and is a predicted model, not a curated record.
UAGAUAUCGCUAUUUAGAAAAUACAUACGUUGUGCAAUGGAGCACUAGUGUAGAUACUACUAGUAGAUACCACUAUUCCUUAUCAGUACUCUACCAUUACCACUCCAAUCCACAUCACUAUCCACUCUACUCCACUGAUCCACCACUACUACCCUACCAUCGUCACCAUGCUGGUCUACCCAGUCCUGGUGCUAGCCCUAGGUGCCCUAUGGCCGCUGGACUGGACACCUACUAGACUGGACUCACUGAGCCCAGUGACUGGCCACUACCACGAUACUACAUGGGCCAUGGCAGAGAAGGUGACUCAAGGUGAUGAUCCUGGCGAGGAAGUAGUGGUAGUGGAGGGUACUACUAGUGAUGAAGUGGCAAAGAACAAGGAGAGUCCAAAGGGGUGGUUCUCCAGUUGGGGAACGGAUGGAAUAUUACUGGUGGUUUUGUUGGUAGCAUUAGGGAGUGCAUUUUUGGGUGUGGUAGCGUCAGGAUUAGUGAUUGGAAAUAAGGCUGAUAUCUGGUGGACAGCGGGAGCUCUACUACUAUUGAUAGUGGUAAUCAUUGUAUAUAACAGGAAGAUGUUAAUGAAAAAAAUAUUUUGCACGGGGAGCUCUGGAAACUCCCUGAGAAAAAUGACCCCAAAAAAUCUAGAUUAAUAUGCAACAUCCAAGAGGUACACCUGGGUAUGUGCUCUUCAAAC